Hydra vulgaris (swiftwater hydra) is the source of this 1912-nucleotide messenger RNA. Lineage: Eukaryota; Metazoa; Cnidaria; Hydrozoa; Anthoathecata; Hydridae. The record is from RefSeq and is a predicted model, not a curated record.
UUUGUUUAGAGCAUAAUGUCUAGUCUUAAAAAGAGUAUUGUGUGGAAGUUUUUUAAAAAAAUUGACAAUAAUUUUUCUGUGUGCAGUGUGUGUGGUGAGAAAAUAUCGUGCAAAGGAGGAAGUACAUCUGCAAUGCAGAAUCACCUCAAAUUGCGUCAUCCUUCUAAUCAGGUUGUUGCUGGAAGAUCUGGUGCAGGUUCUUCAACAAGUGCUAGUAAUACGUUAAUAAGUAGGUAUUUUAACACAACAACUGUCGUUAUGAAUAGUGCCAAAAAAGAGGAGUACCGCAACAAGUUGGCAAUGAUGUGCGUUAUGGAUCUACGUCCUAUCAAUUUUGUCUUAGGAAGAGGAUUCCGUGCAGUGGCACAAUUUUUGUAUCCAGGAGCUCCACCAAUAGGAUACACAUCAAUUGUCUCAAAAAUAUCUUCGCAAUUUGAGGCAAGAAAGGCUGCCAUUUUUGCAGAAGUUCAGACAAUUAUGGGAUAACUAAACAUAUAUCCUUGUCUCACAACAGAUGGCUGGACAUCGAAUUCUAAUGAAAGCUUCAUAGCUAUUUCAAUUCAUUUAAUUGACAAGAACUGGAACCUUGUCAGUUAUGUUAUCAAUUUGAUUCACUCCCAGGAGCGUCAACCUACAGGCAAGUUUGGAGGCUGCAAUGGAUGCCUGGCAUAUUCCGGAAGCUUUCGCAGUGGUGUCAGACAAUGCCGCAAACAUUGUGCUAGCACUAACUUCAAGCAAACGUGUACAGCAUAUGGUACGGUGUGUCGGGUAUACAAGUCAAUUGGCCAUUAAUGACAGCAUCAAUGCUAUCCAGACAGUUAGAAAUGCGCUGGCAGCCAUCAGAAGAGUGGCACAGUUCUUCAGAAAUUCGAAUUCAUCCUGGAAUGUCCUCAAACAAAUUCAGAAAGACGAAAUCAAGAGAAAUUCUAAAAACCGCGAUACUACAGUAUCUAGACUUCCAAAGCCUAUCUGCCCUAUCAUGGACUGUGAAACCAGGUGGAGCAGCAAAAUCCAUAUGGCGGAACGAAUGGUGAGGCUACAACAGAACAUCAUUGCCGCGAUGCAGGUAAGAUAAAGAUUUUGAAACCCUUUGCUGACCAGGUUACUCGCUGGAGUGGUCAGCGGUAUGUUUUGUACUCAGCGAUUUAUCCGGCAAUUUUCGGAUUGCUAGAUUUUCUUCAGCCAGAUGAUGAGAACGACACGUGGGCUGCUGUACAGCUGAAAGAAAAGCUGCAAAUUGAAAUAAAGCAAUGGUUUGGUUUGGUUAGCGGUAUUAACAAUGAUUUUCCUUGCUAUUUAGGCAUGGUUGGUGCCCUUUUGGACCCUCGAUUCAAAACCCUCCCAUUUCUGACCACCGAAGAAAAAACAAGUGUGAUAACAUAUGCAGAAGAACUACACGCCAUCUUGCAGCAGCAACCUGUCAUGGGCCCUGCUGCAACGGCUUCUGCAUCAUCGAAAUGCAAAGUCUUUGAUAGUUUUCAUACAAACAAAAAAAAAGUUGAUUUACUCUCGCGUAUUUACAAGCCAGUAACAAAUGCAAGCUCAGUUCCAACAACUUUCAGACAGGAAAUGCAAAUUUACUUAUCAGAAGAUCCUGAACCGCUCACGGGAGAUCCACUAACAUGGUGGAAGUCGCAUAGCUCUAGAUUCAACCUUCUUUCUCGUUUGGCUGCACAGCUUUUCUGCGUCACAGCAACCAGCUGUCCAUGUGAGCGAAUAUUUUCAACCGCCGGAAAUUUUAUCACGAAGAAAAGAAAUCAAUUAACGCCAGAACAUGCAGAAAUGCUGGUUUUUCUGUAUGAAAAUUCAGAGUUGCGUGGAAACUUGGUUGAUAAUAAUGAAGAAGAUGAUGAUGAUGAUGGAAUUCAAAUCAGCAGCGAUGAUUAAUGAUAAUGCAGAUAAUUAAACUAUA